This is a messenger RNA of Neltuma alba, 516 nucleotides long. RefSeq lists its product as uncharacterized. The transcript has 2 exons. Lineage: Eukaryota; Viridiplantae; Streptophyta; Magnoliopsida; Fabales; Fabaceae. The record is from RefSeq and is a predicted model, not a curated record. The coding region runs from base 1 to 516 and encodes 171 amino acids.
AUGGUGACUCUACCCAAGGGAAAGAAACCUAUAGGAUGUUUAGAUGAGGCUGAUGAAGCAUUGACUUCCAUAGAACAGAAUCUAAAACUUACAGCAGAAGAAACAGAGGAAGAUCCUUUCCUUCAAGAGGCUGGAACAUAUAGGAGAUUGAUUGGUAAGCUGCUAUACCUAACUCUAACUAGACCUGACAUUUCCUUUGUUGUGCAGGUGUUGAGCCAGUUUAUGCAAACACCAAAGGAAUCACAUAUGAAGGCUGCUUUGAGGCUAGUUAAGUAUGUCAAGGAUCGUCUAGGCUAUGGAGUAUUUCUGUCAGCAACUAGUCUAAUACAUCUCGAAUGUUUUUGUGACUCUGAUCAUGGAGGAUGUUCAUAUACAAGAAGAUCUGUCACCGGUUUUUUGGUCAAGUUGGGAGGAUCUCUUAUAUAUUGGAAGUCUAAGAAACAAAACAUUGUUUCCAGGUCAUCAACUGAAGUCGAAUACAGAGCAUUGGCUAUGGCAACAUCUGAGCUCACAUAG